AGAUUUUUGAUUGCAAUCGAUGGUUUGAUCGUGAUUCAGAAGGACAAGUCUUUGAACAGCAAACACAGCGAAGAUAUCUAAAAGCUUUCUGUUUCUACUUCUUCGCUCAAAAUCCGAUCGAUUCCAAUCGAAAAUCUGUUAACGAUGGCGGAUUCAGGAUUCAGCGGUGAUGAAACGGCUCCGUUUUUUGGUUUCCUCGGCGCAGCUGCUGCUCUUGUCUUCUCCUGUAUGGGAGCGGCAUAUGGAACAGCGAAGAGUGGUGUAGGUGUGGCGUCGAUGGGUGUGAUGAGACCUGAGCUGGUGAUGAAGUCUAUCGUUCCUGUGGUUAUGGCUGGUGUGCUUGGUAUUUAUGGCUUGAUUAUUGCUGUUAUCAUCAGUACUGGAAUUAACCCUAAGGCGAAGUCUUAUUAUCUGUUUGAUGGCUAUGCACAUCUUUCCUCUGGUUUGGCUUGUGGUCUUGCUGGUCUCUCUGCAGGAAUGGCGAUUGGAAUUGUUGGUGAUGCUGGUGUCAGAGCCAACGCCCAGCAGCCGAAGCUAUUCGUGGGGAUGAUUCUUAUCCUCAUUUUUGCGGAAGCUCUGGCGCUGUACGGUCUCAUCGUUGGUAUCAUCUUGUCUUCGCGUGCCGGUCAAUCCAGAGCAGAUUAAGAAGAUGAGAUAUAACAAUUAAAAGGUGGAGCUUUUUUUCUUCCUCUAUAUCUGUUGUUGUUUGUCCAUCUUAAUCAAUCAAAAUCAUGUUCUUUUUUUUGUUUUGUUUGAAUUUGGCAUCUCCUAAAUUUCUUGAUCAAAUUCUUUGUUGUCUCAAUCAUAUCAUUAUUCAUUAGUGAAUAUCCAGUUACUGCAGAUUAAGACCA
Messenger RNA from Cynara cardunculus var. scolymus (artichoke), 851 nucleotides. RefSeq names its product V-type proton ATPase subunit c4. Gene Ontology annotation, molecular function: proton-transporting ATPase activity, rotational mechanism. The record is from RefSeq and is a predicted model, not a curated record. Gene Ontology annotation, biological process: proton transmembrane transport. NCBI's taxonomy places the organism in Eukaryota, Viridiplantae, Streptophyta, Magnoliopsida, Asterales, Asteraceae. Gene Ontology annotation, cellular component: proton-transporting V-type ATPase, V0 domain. Bases 145 to 645 code for a protein of 166 amino acids. The transcript is spliced from 3 exons.